CCGGAAGCAGGAAGUGGGCUGCGGGGCGCAGGACGCGGCGGCUGCUGGUCCCUGUUCUAGUCCCGGUCUCACUCCAGUCCCGAGGCGCGAUGGAGAAGCUGCGCCUCCUGGGCCUGCGCUACCAGGAGUACGUGACCCGCCACCCGGCCGCCACAGCCCAGCUGGAGACGGCCGUGCGGGGCCUCAGUUACCUGCUGGCAGGUCGAUUCGCCGACUCCCACGAGCUGUCGGAGCUGGUGUACUCCGCCUCCAACCUGCUGGUGCUCCUGAAUGACGGCAUCCUGCGCAAGGAGCUUAGGCAGAGCCUGCCCGUGUCGCUGUCCCAGCAGAAGUUGCUGACAUGGCUGAGUGUGCUCGAGUGCGUGGAAGUGUUCAUGGAGAUGGGGGCUGCCAAGGUGUGGGGGGAGAUGGGCCGCUGGCUCAUCAUCGUCCUCAUCCAGUUGGCUAAGGCUGUGCUGCGCAUCCUCCUGCUGCUCUGGUACAAGGCUGGCCUCCAGACCUCACCCCCCAUCGUGCCACUUGAUCGGGAAAUGCAGCUUCACCCCCAAGGUGGUGAGCACGGCAUGGGCAGCCAGGACCGGCCCUACGUGGGGAAGCGGUCCAACCGGAUGAUGCGAUCCCUGCAGAGCACACCAUCCUUGCACUCAAGGCACUGGGGAGCCCCCCAGCAGCAGGAGGGGUGGCCACACCACCGAGGGGAGGAGCUGGAAGCCGGCCCCACCCCACUGGGACUCCAGGAGACCAUUGCUGAGUCUGUGUACAUAACUCGACCCUUGCUGCACUUGCUGAGUUUGGGCCUGUGGGGUCAGCGGUCGUGGAAGCCUUGGCUACUCUCUGCCAUCUUGGACGUGACCAGCCUCAGUCUGCUGAGUGACAAAAAAGGGCUGACUCGGCGGGAGCGGCUGGAGCUGCGGCGUCGGACCAUCCUGCUGCUCUACUACCUGCUGCGCUCCCCCUUCUACGACCGCUUCUCUGAGGACAGGAUCCUCUUCCUGCUGCGGCUGCUGGCUGAUUACAUUCCCGGCGUAGGCUUGGUCAUCCGGCCACUGAUGGACUACUUGCCUGCUUGGCAGAAAAUUUAUUUCUACAACUGGGGCUGACGGGAAAUCGAGGGCUGCUGGGAGGGUGGGGGACAAGGGGGGCAGGAUCUGCUGCAGGAUCAGGCAGCCCAUCCCUUCAGCCCCUCGGCUCCUCUGUCCUCUAAUAAAACUGGCCCCCAGUGAUGCUCCUAAGCGUGUCCCCUCUGUGCCCCCACAUCGGAGGGAGCCCAGGGCCCCACAGAGACCCCAAACCCAGCUUUCUGGGGAUCUGAAACCACUGGGGCUUCGUGAUGAAUGGCUGCCUGUUCUGCGGGCCCAGCUCCUGGGCCUGAGAGGUCACUCCUGCAGCCUGGGCCUGCCCUUCUUUGCUACAAUGCCGCCUCUCUUGAUGAACCUGGGAAUGAAGCUCUGCCAUGUGCAAUCAACCUUGUUAAGUGAGAAGCUUCUAAUCCCUGGGAAGAACUGUUCACCUUCAGCCUUGGGACCACCUACCUUUGGUCAGGGCUUCCUGUCAAAGGUAAACAGGGAGGACCUUGGGAGAGCUGGGAUGUGAUGAGAGGGGGUCCUUAGGCCUCCCGCGCCCCCCCCAGUCUUUAAUCUUUCCUCCCCAACUCAAAAAUAAGGUUUCACUUUCACAAUGAACAUGUUGACUGAAACUCUCGAGGGUGCCUGCUCGUUGUUAUCAGUGGCUUGUAUUUGCAGGGGACAAAACUGGGAAGAGUAGGAGCCUGUUUGCCAAUCAGGAUAUCAAAGACUUGGCUGACUUCUAGGAAGAUCACCUUUACUGGGGUUCAGUCUAAAGUCUGAUCCUUGGAUUCAAAGAACCAGUGGCACACAGAGGCCUAUGUGGACAGCUGCUCACCUCAAAGGUCAUUUAUUAAGCGUUUGGGGUCAUGAGCCCAGAGUGGGAAGAGAUCUUAGACUCCAUUAGGGAACGCUCCUUUAUGUUACAGACGGGAGAACAUAGUGGGAGGUCCAGCGACAAAAACAGCCCCUUCCAUUCUCCUAGGGAAAUGCAGCUUGUAGGGGAAAGUCCCCAGGCUGAGCCAACAUUAAAGAGUGGCUGGCUCAGGUGCAGAGCAUCGGGAGGCAGAGGGCGUUUUCCUGAAACACAGUUGGUGAAAGGUGGCAUGGGAAAUGAGGUUGG
Dromiciops gliroides (monito del monte) is the source of this 2187-nucleotide messenger RNA. It is a transcript of the gene PEX16, whose product is annotated as peroxisomal biogenesis factor 16. Gene Ontology annotation, biological process: peroxisome organization. The coding region runs from base 90 to 1100 and encodes 336 amino acids. NCBI's taxonomy places the organism in Eukaryota, Metazoa, Chordata, Mammalia, Microbiotheria, Microbiotheriidae. Gene Ontology annotation, cellular component: peroxisomal membrane. The record is from RefSeq and is a predicted model, not a curated record. The transcript is spliced from 11 exons.